AUGGAGCUACUGCAGGAGUUUGUGGAUGAAUGGAAGCAACAUGUCUGCAGAGUGAAGGAAAGUUUGAUAGUGAAUGAAAAGAAAAAUGUGAAGGAUGAAAUAAAGAAAGUGAGCAAGCAGAGCAGAGAAGCAGAUGAGAAAGAGAAUGUGGCAAUAGAUGAUAAUCAGUGUGAGGGAGAGAUCGAUGGAGUAUUUGAUAGGGAGAGUUUGGAUGCUAGCUGUAUUCCUGUGAUCAAGAGCAAGGCGCAUAAUGAAUUUGAUAAAAUUUGUGAGCUUGAUACAUGUACUAAAAAGAGAAGCAAGGCCGUGGAAGAUCAGUGGGAUAUUGAGAAUUCACAGGUGAGGAGCAUUAAAGAGACCAGAGAGGGCAUGAGUAGAUUUGGAUAUAGGGAUGGGAUUGUGAUGAAUAAAGGGAAUGAUCGAUAUGGAAAUUCUAAGCUCAGGAAGCCAUCUGAUUGUGGAUAUGUGGCUGAACUGAAGAGCUUAGGCACUAGUUGUGCCAAGAGCAAUAAAAGAACGAUUGAUGAGAAUAGAAGUGAAGUGAAGCAUGAUACAACCAAAGAAAAGAAAGUGAGCGAUGGAGGAGAUAACAUGAAGUUGAAUGCAGCUCUACAGCUGAUGAAGAGAAAGUACAUGAACAAAGUGAAUGAAUCGAUCUGUAUACCCAAAGAAAGUGAAUUCAAAGAAGAGCAGUUAAUACGUGAUGGCAUGACAAUGCCAAAUGUGAUGAACAAAUAUGAUGAGAUGGGAAGCGAUGAUGGCAAGAAAAGAGAUAUUAAAGGAUUGAAUGGAAGCAAUCUGUAUAAGAAGGUAAUUGAUAACCAACUGCUCAAGUCUGUACCUGUAAAGGAGAAGCAUGGAGAUAAGAAAUCCAAAACGUACAUUCCAAAGGUUGGCGAUGAUGAUGCAAUAACAGAUCUAAACUUUGUGAUUCCUGAGUUUGCAAAGGAUCCAGCCAUAAACUUCAAGGUGAAGAUGCAGGAUCAUGGUGUUCUUGAGAGGUAUUUUUCGAAUGGACAUGAGAUUGAUGUUGAGGUGUUAUUUCCACAUGUGAAGAAUGUGUCGAACGACAGUCCUAACAAAUGGCCGUCUCAAAGAAAUGGCCCAUGA
This is a messenger RNA of Ordospora colligata OC4, 1110 nucleotides long. RefSeq lists its product as uncharacterized. The transcript has a single exon. Lineage: Eukaryota; Fungi; Microsporidia; Ordosporidae. The record is from RefSeq and is a predicted model, not a curated record. The coding region runs from base 1 to 1110 and encodes 369 amino acids.